AUGACAACUAAUCUUGUUAAACUUCAAACUAUCGAACAACUUUCACCAUUGGUUCUUCGCGUGCUUGGUUGUAAUCCGAGUCCGAUGACACUACAAGGUACAAAUACAUAUCUUAUUGGUAAAGGUCGAAAUCGAAUCUUACUUGAUGCUGGUCAAGGUGUUCCAGCUUAUGUUGAUGAACUUAAAAAUACAAUGGCAAAAAAUAAUCUUGGAUUGCAAGCAAUUCUUAUUACACAUUGGCAUCCUGAUCAUAUUUAUGGUAUUAAAGAUAUUCUGAAAUUGAUUAAUAAACCUGAUUUGCCUGUUUAUAAACGUAAACUUGUUGAAAUGCCAAAUUCAACAACGCUUCAAAAAUAUUGUAUGCCAGAAAAUCCAGAUGAAGUCGCUAAUUUUACAUUUAUUAAUAAUGGUACAGACGAAUUUACAAUCGAAACUGAAGGAGCACAUUUAAAAGCUAUUCAUACUCCUGGUCACACAACUGAUCAUCUGUGUUAUUGGCUUGAAGAAGAACGGGCUCUAUUUUCUGGUGAUACCAUACUUGGUCAAGGUACAACUGAAUUUGAAGAUUUAUAUGAUUAUUUAAAUUCUCUUAAACUUAUUCUUAAUCUUUCACCAACAAAAAUUUAUCCUGGACAUGGUCCAGUCGUUGAAAAUCCUAGAGAAACUCUUGCACAUUACAUAUCUCAUCGUCAACAACGUAGUAAUCAAAUUCUUGAUGCAUUAAAACAAUCUAGUGAUGGACUUGAUCCAAGUGAAAUAACAAAAAUUGUUUAUACAGUAAUGUAUAGAAUUUCACAGGAGUUUGUUUUAGGAGAUUUAAAAAAAUAA
Rotaria sp. Silwood2 is the source of this 828-nucleotide messenger RNA. The record is from the annotation of a GenBank genome assembly. Lineage: Eukaryota; Metazoa; Rotifera; Eurotatoria; Philodinida; Philodinidae.